Gaeumannomyces tritici R3-111a-1 is the source of this 645-nucleotide messenger RNA. RefSeq lists its product as hypothetical. Lineage: Eukaryota; Fungi; Ascomycota; Sordariomycetes; Magnaporthales; Magnaporthaceae. The transcript has 3 exons. The record is from RefSeq and is a predicted model, not a curated record. The coding region runs from base 1 to 645 and encodes 214 amino acids.
AUGUCUGAGGCCGGGAAUGACCGCGCGGACUCUUCCCUAUCAGGCAGCGACAGCGCGGGCUCUCCUCCCCCCGCAGAUGUCGACCGCACGGUCUUUUCCCCAGCAGAUGUCGACAAAAUGAUCGCCGGGUCUCACAAGAUGAUCGCCGGGUGUGAGGAGUUUACGACAGAACUUGGUCGUCUCGCGAACCAGCACCGCGACUACGUCACACAACAGGGCCUGCAAGCAAUGAUCCAGCCCAUACUGGACAGGAUGGACACGAUGGAGACGAAUCUCAAGGCGGAGCAGAACCGGAUGGAGGCUCGGCUCAAGGCGGACCUGACGACCCAGCUCGACGCCUUUAAAACGGAGCAUACAAAAGCUACGGCAAUGGCAAUUGCUGCAAGCAUCACCAAUGCCUAUACCCGUUCUAACAAUGGCCGAAUCACCAACCGAGACCAACCUCUCAACCCGAUUGUGUCGCUUACGACAGGCGAACCGAUCAUGGAAACCACCAAGUCGAUGAACGAGCUCGCAAAUCUUUGCAGCAACCGCAACCGCAUCCGCUUGAACAACCAUCUCCAAGCCAUGGGCCUAUCCGUCGACGGAAGCACUGGCGAGAAGCGGCUGCGAAUUGCUCAGGCGAUGGGGGCCGUAGGCCUCUAG